UUCACAAAUAUAUUACAAAUACCAUUGAAACCAAAUGUAAAGUCUUAUUUAGAAUUAUUGAAAAAUUAUUCACAAAAAAAUAUAACUGAUGAAUUAACAAAUAAUGUAUGGAAAAUAUUUGAAAACCUACAUGAUGAAGAUAAUGACAGUAUCAAGAAAUUAUUCAAACAUCAAUCUCUUAUACCAAGUAUGACACAAUUCGGAUGGAUAAAACUUGAUGACAAACCAUAUAUUCCCGAUGACAAAUAUGUAGGACAAUUAUUUGAAUUGGAAUCAUUACCCAUCAUUAAAUUACCUGAAUCUGGUUUGACAAUACAUCAACGAAAAUUUCUUGAUAAACUUCAAUGUAAAAAUUUAUCUGAAAUAUUAAAAUCAAAUGUAAAUGUUACAAAUGUAAAACAAUCCGAUGAUUUAAAACAAUUUUAUACACAAACUUUACCAUUUAUUUCCAAUUAUUUAUACAAUGAAAUAGACAUGUUUGAUCAAUCAUAUAAUAAACGAAAAUUAAAUGAAAUAUUUUUACAAAUGAAAUUUUUCAUUGUUGAUAAUAUUGAAGUGACAUAUGGAUAUAAUUAUAAAUCAUUUAAUCAUAUCUAUCAUUGUUAUCUUGAUCAAAAAUUUAAAAAAUUUUAUUUAUUAAAAACACAUCAUUAUUCACAAAGUAUUGAUACAAUGGUACAAUUUAUUAUUAAUGAUACUGUUAUAGAAUGUCAAUAUAAACGAGAUAAAUUAGAUAAAUAUUAUAGAAAAUUAUUAACAGCUUAUUCAAAAGAUCAAUUAAAACAAAACAUUACGGAUGACAAUGAUGAUUCAAAACCAGUAUGGAUAAUAAAUAUAGACAAUGAAGAACAAGAUGAAAAUAAUGUAAUAGAAGAUAUCGAUAAUGAUGAUACAAAACUUAAUAUUCAUAGUGAUCCAACACGAAUUGAUCAAAUAUUAAAUGAAGAAAAAAUUGUAAUAUCAAAAUCGAAAUCAGAACAUAAACAAACUUAUCAACAAUCUAAUACGAAAAGUUCAAGUUAUGAUAUCCAUAUACAUGAUGAAACAAAUAAAUCAACAAUAGAUGACAAAGUAAAUAAGAAUGAUUCAUCGACAACGACUGUACAAAAAGAACAUCAAUAA
Molecule: messenger RNA, 1122 nt
Organism: Rotaria sordida
Lineage: Eukaryota; Metazoa; Rotifera; Eurotatoria; Philodinida; Philodinidae
Source: the annotation of a GenBank genome assembly